Molecule: messenger RNA, 2334 nt
Organism: Cavenderia fasciculata
Lineage: Eukaryota; Evosea; Eumycetozoa; Acytosteliales; Cavenderiaceae
Exons: 6
Coding region: 1-2334 (777 amino acids)
Source: RefSeq, a predicted model, not a curated record
AUGGAAAAAGAAACAUUAAAAAUUAAAGAACCAAAAUAUCAUGUAUUUACCCCAGACUUGGACUUGUCAAAGAGCGCACUCGAGGCUUGUGAACUCAUUUUUAGGAGGGGAGACAAACUUGAGAAUCCAAUGGAAGGAUCAAUUCAUUCUAUAAACAACCGAGGCAAGUUAAACUAUUGGCCCUCUGAUGAAAAUGAUUCAACAAUAGAAGAAAAUUUGAAAACUGUUGGUAGAUUAUUUUGUUUGUCAGUAUAUAUUCAAAAAUCAAAUCAUCUACAUACGUUUAAAUGCAAUUAUGAUAAAUAUCAAACUGCUGAUUUGAAAAAUAGUGUAUGGUAUGUUGGUAGCGGAUUUCGUGCUUCAGACCUUCAUAUGCAUCUUCUUGGCUUCCAAUUUCCAAAUCAAGUGCCAAUCUUAUUGCCAUCGUUUCCAUUAAACGAGAAGAAAAAAGGAACUGUAACUGGAUAUCCAGCGGAUAUAUCUAAAAAAGACUUUGAAGAAAAAUAUCCAGAAAACAAUGGUAUGUUCCAAACAGUCAAAGACAUGGCCGGACAAUUUGAACACAAAGUGGUAGCUUUGACACCCGAAGUCACAUUAGAAUCCAACUACCUCAGUACUCAUCGAUGUCCAACACUUCAUGGUGUCUCUGGAGGUCCCGUCAUCACCCAAGAUUCCAAACUACAUUAUUUCGAUGCCAUUCAUGUUGGAGGUCACCACAAUUAUUAUCACAACUUUGCAGUUUCAGUUGCAUGUCCUGCCUUUGUCUAUGUUUAUUUUGAAUCAAUUGCAGAUGAUGCUUUUAUCAAAAAGCAUGGCCUUGAAGGUUAUAAAAAUUAUUACCUAAAAUUAAAAGGAAAUGACCUCAAUGGGUAUAUUUGCAAAGAUCUCCAUUUCAAAGAAUGUAAAAAAGUGGGAGGUAUCUGCUUAAAAGGCAAAGAUAUAUUGAAUGUCGAAGAAGAACAUAAGAGCAGCAAUCAACAACUCAAUAAAGAAUCUGAAGAAGAGGGAGUUUGCAUCAUCAUAGAUGAAAAUGGAAAAUCUGUUAUUGAUGGUCAUGUGACGAUCCUAAAGAAAAAUGGUGAACCUCUAGAUUUUAAAUAUGAUCAAGAUUUUAAAAGAUCGGUUCAAACCGUUUGUAAAUCUGUUGGAAGAAUAUUUGUAGAAUAUACACCAGAACCAUUCCCCGAGAGUGAUAAGAAACCACAAAUAAAACAGUCUCAAUGGGAAUGUGGAACUGGGUUCUAUGUUGGUAAUAAUUGUAUCAUGACUGCCAAACACGUUAUAGUCGAGAACAAGAUUAUUCGGAUUAAAGUAGAAGAAAAUGGAAAAGAGAACUUAAGUGGCUAUGGAUUAAACUACCAAUUUAAGAUUGGUAGAAUCUACAUGCAUUUUGGAUUAAAUGGAGUGGAAGGAGAAGAUUUUAGAUUGGCUGAUGUUGAAAUUGGCAUAUUCCAAGAUAAAGAUUUCGAGCUUGAAUUGCUCGAUCGAAAGGUAGAUGAUUACUUUAAAAAGGUUUAUCCUAGAUGGUCAGAGAUCAACGACUUUGGUGUUUUAAAAAUCAAGAGCAAACCAGAAACACCAUUUAGAAUUCAAGACCUUGAAAUACUAGUUCCAUCGUAUCCUCUUACAAAUCUACAGCAUCAAUAUUUGUUUGUUAUUGGUUACCCAGGAAAAAUUGAUUUGGCAGGAUUCAAAAAGUCAUGUCUGGACAAUAUUCAAGGCAUUGACGUUCAAUCAGUUUUUGAUGAAUUUGAUCGCAAGUGCAAAGGAUUUGAAAAGAAAACAGUGUCAGUUUCUUCGCGAAUUGAACAAAACACCAGCAGUAAUCUUGGUGUUCAUAAAUGCCCAACGAUUGGUGGAACAUCAGGUGGCUUUGUAGGAACUGAUAAAACGGGAACUAAAUUUGUUUCUGUGCACGUGGGAUCACCAUCACAACAGAAAGUUAAUUUUGCUAUUCCAGUAGAUUAUCCACCAUUUGUUUACAAUUAUUUCCAUCAUGUUGCAACUAAUCAAGAAUUUAUCAAACAACAUGGUCUCGAGGAAUAUCAAAAAUACUAUCAAGAAAUUAAAUCAGAACAUCCUAAAGUAAUAAAUAACUUAUUCUUACCCAUCAUGGGAAAAGACUUGUAUUUCAUGGGGAACCCUGAACAAAAUAGGGAGAUUGAACUUGCCAACAAGGUAUAUGGAAAGUAUGGUGAAUCGAUCUACUCUAUCAACAAUUACAACCAACUCAAUUUCUGUCCCCUACCACAAGCCUAUCAAUCAAAUAUCGAGUUGUCAACCAAUUCAAUAGGUAGAUUAUUUAUAAAGUAUGUUGAUUUCAAACCCUAUUGA